Messenger RNA from Ricinus communis (castor bean), 1736 nucleotides. RefSeq names its product 3-ketoacyl-CoA synthase 19-like. Lineage: Eukaryota; Viridiplantae; Streptophyta; Magnoliopsida; Malpighiales; Euphorbiaceae. Gene Ontology annotation, molecular function: acyltransferase activity, transferring groups other than amino-acyl groups. Gene Ontology annotation, cellular component: membrane. The record is from RefSeq and is a predicted model, not a curated record. Bases 49 to 1440 code for a protein of 463 amino acids. The transcript has a single exon. Gene Ontology annotation, biological process: fatty acid biosynthetic process.
GUUGUAUGUACCUCUCCUUUGCAAGCUCUUAUCUAAAACCUUUCCAAAAUGGAACCUUUCAUGAUAAUUUUCUUGACUCUUCUCUUCUAUGUCAUUUUCCAGCUCUGCAAGCUGAUUUCUCAGAAGAGAGACCAGUGCUGCUAUAUGCUGGAUUAUGAGUGCUAUAAGGCUCCUGAAGACAGGAUGCUUGACACAGAGUCCUGUGUGAAACUUGUCCUGAGAAACAAGAACUUGGGGCUUGAACAAUACAGGUUUCUAUUACAAACUAUUGUCAAUGCUGGCAUCGGGAAUGAAACUUACGGCCCGAGAAACAUCAUUGAAGGAAGAGAAGAAAAUCCUUCCCUAGAAGAUGCAUUUUCAGAAAUUGAUGAUAUCAUGUUUGACACACUUGAUAAACUAUUUGAGAGAACAGGAAUUUCUCCAUCAGAAAUUGACAUACUUGUCGUCAAUGUCUCUUUGUUCUCUCCUGCACCAUCUCUAACAGCUCGUGUAGUUAACAGGUAUAAGAUGAGGGAAGAUAUUAAAGCUUUCAAUCUUUCAGGAAUGGGAUGUAGUGCAAGUCUUGUAGCUGUUGAUCUGGUUCGGCAAUUAUUCAGGUCAUACAAGAACAAAUUAGCUGUUGUUGUGAGCACAGAAUCAAUAGGCCCAAAUUGGUAUUGUGGGAAAGAGAAAUCCAUGAUCCUUUCCAAUUGUCUUUUCCGUUCAGGAGGUUGUUCUAUGGUCUUGACAAACAAUAGAGCUCUAAAGCAUAAAGCCAUCUUCAAAUUGAAUCAUCUUGUUCGUACUCAUCUGGGCUCAAACGAUGAAGCCUAUGGAUGCUGUAUACAAGUAGAAGAUGAUAGUGGCUACGGAGGUUUUCUCCUGACAAGAAGCCUAACAAAAGCUGCUGCUAAAGCUCUUACCAUGAAUCUAAGAGUCCUAGUACCUAAAGUGCUACCUGUAACAGAACUACUUCGAUAUGCGGUCAUGUCUCGCCGUCGAAACAAAAGCAAGAACCCCAGUCUUGAAGCAGUUGGAGCAGGUAUAAAUCUCAAGACUGGAGUUGAGCAUUUCUGUCUACACCCAGGUGGGAAAGCAGUCAUUGAUGGGGUUGGCAAGAGUUUAGGACUAAAUGAUUAUGAUCUUGAACCGGCCAGAAUGGCUCUUCAUCGAUUCGGUAACACAUCUGCCGGUGGUCUUUGGUAUGUUUUGGGCUACAUGGAAGCAAAGAAGAGGCUCAGACAGGGGGACAGAAUACUAAUGAUCAGUCUUGGAGCAGGUUUCAAGUGCAACAACUGUGUCUGGGAGGUAAUGAAAGAUUUGGAUAAUCCUAAUGUCUGGAAAGAUAGCAUAGAUCAUUAUCCUCCUAAAGCAGCACCAGUCAAUCAAUUCUUGGAAAAGUAUGGUUGGAUAAAUGAUGAAUAUCUAAACUUUGUUCAAAUUGAUGACAAGAUCUUCUAGAAUCCACACUCACUUCCUGGAUUUUCACUUUUUAAUUAUAAGCCUUUAUUCUCUUCAUAGUUUGCUGCUGGUUUCAGAAACAAUACAUGUUCCAGGAUUCUCUUGGUAAUAUUGUCAUAUUGUAGACAACUGGGUAGGUGAAAAAUUGAUGUAUCGUGUAAAAGCUAUGAGAUGCAUAAUAUUUAUCAUUUUAUCAAUGUAGUACUGAAACAAUUAAUUGUUUUUCUGAUUUCCACAUAAAUUUGCUGUUCUGUAAUUUCAAAUGUUCAAUAAAUCAUAUUUUUCAUUUGCAUGGA